Megalops cyprinoides (Indo-Pacific tarpon) is the source of this 4679-nucleotide messenger RNA. It is a transcript of the gene gabbr1a, whose product is annotated as gamma-aminobutyric acid (GABA) B receptor, 1a. Lineage: Eukaryota; Metazoa; Chordata; Actinopteri; Elopiformes; Megalopidae. The coding region runs from base 1027 to 4020 and encodes 997 amino acids. Gene Ontology annotation, molecular function: G protein-coupled GABA receptor activity. The record is from RefSeq and is a predicted model, not a curated record. The transcript has 24 exons. Gene Ontology annotation, biological process: gamma-aminobutyric acid signaling pathway; G protein-coupled receptor signaling pathway. Gene Ontology annotation, cellular component: membrane; G protein-coupled receptor heterodimeric complex.
UUAACGCUGUUACGUCUCCACAGAUGACGUCGUGAGUAAGCGAGGGAGUGUUGGGAGAGAAGAGAAGGAAGGGAAGGAGGGAGGGGGGAUCUGCUUCGUCGUCCAAGGAAGAAACGUCUGUGUAUACUAUAUUUUUUCCGAUUCCGAAUUUCCACCCAACAAAAUUACUGCGUUUAGAUAGCAAUACAAACACGGCAUGCUGUUUUUGGUAAACAAAACAGACGCAUAUGCGACCUUGUACAGAUAGGUGAUUAUAUUGUAUGUGCACAAUUGGUUGAGCAUAAGCACAGUUGGCCAAACAUACGGCAUUUGCUUAUUUUUCUACGAGUACAAUUCGACGGAAAUUGACAUUUGAGCGGGUUUCUUAAGUAUCUGUAAGUACAAACGUUACGGUCGUUUAGUCCGCACCUAAGUAAGUACUAUUCUGUUCGGUUUAAUAUCGAAUGUAAUUGAUUCGUUUUUAUUUUAAAGUAGCUAUAGCAUUGGCUACAUUUAUAAUACUUCUCGCUUUUGACUAUGUAUGAGCGGUAACCUACAAUAAAAUUCGAGCAAUAUCAUUUUGAAGCACAAUUGUAGCUGAUAUGCACACCGAAAUAAUACGGUCAGCUGUAAUUUCAAGCUAGACACAUUUAACUACGAGACUGUUAUCUGUUUAAUUGCGAGUAAUAAUAGUUACAUUAUCGACAGCCUACAUCUAAGACUUGUAUGUGGCUUGCGUGUUGUAACUAGCAGGCUACAGUAGAUAGGCUGUAAUUUUAUGUUUAUUCAUAGUCCAGUUUUCAGCAUUUUAAUCAGUACAUUGGAAUAACAUGUAGUAUCAUAUUAUUUAGUUACUUUGGAAACAAUGCCCUAAGCGUUUGAUCAGUGCUCGUAUUUGUGUCGGAUUUAGUCAUAUUUUGUUUUCUUACACUCACGCGCGCAAAAACACAAUUACGCUUGGUCGCGUGGAUAUAACUGGCCUUUUCUGUAAGUGACCAUUUAUUCCCCGCUCAACACGGACAAGCAGCUGAACGGUGCUAUAGAGGAAUGGCGCAAUCAUUGUUUCUUUUAAUUCUCUCCAUUCUCCCCUUUCUCACUGUGGCAAUACAUAAUUCAACGACUGGAGGCUGUGCUAUAAUUCGUCCUCCAAGAGAUGGAGGGAUACGAUACAGAGGCCUGACUCAGGAGCAGAUUCGCAGUGUGCAGAUCCUGCCUGUUGACUAUGAGAUUGAGUACAUCUGUCGGGGGAACAGGGUGAUUGUGGGGCCCAAGGUCAGGAAGUGUCUUCCCAAUGGUACCUGGACAGAUAUGACACUGCGCAGCAGAUGUUUGCUGCUAUGCCCACGUGUGUGGACAUCUCUAGAGAAUGGGCAGGUGUCGGUGUGGCCCCCAGGGCCCCCAGUGGAGGGCACUAUGCUCCAAUACAGUUGCCUGACUGGAUUCGUACUAGUGGGCCGGAACUCCACACUCUGUACGAAGCUGGGGAAGUGGGACUCGCCCAAACCAGUCUGCCACUAUGACCGACAUUACUCAGGGAAGAAGAAACUGUACAUCGGCGCCUUGUUCCCGAUGAGUGGUGGCUGGCCCGGCGGACAGGCGUGCCUCCCGUCUGCCCAAAUGGCGCUGGAACUGGUGAAUAAGAGAACGGAUAUUUUACCGGAUUACGAGCUGGAGCUGAUAUACUACGAUAGUAUGUGUGAUCCAGGUGAGGCCACCAAGCUGCUGUAUGACCUGCUGUACACAGAGCCUAUUAAGAUUGUUCUGAUGCCCGGCUGCAGUUCUGUGUCCACACUGGUGGCUGAGGCAGCACGGAUGUGGAAUCUCAUAGUGCUGUCUUAUGGCUCCAGCUCUCCAGCAUUGUCCAAUCGACAGCGUUUCCCCACCUUCUUCCGCACCCACCCCUCUGCCACCCUGCACAACCCCACCCGCGUACAGCUCUUCCAAAAGUGGAAGUGGACGAAGAUUGCCACCAUUCAGCAAACGACUGAGGUGUUCACGUCGACUCUGGAUGAUCUGGAGCAGAGGGUGAAGGAGGCUGGGAUAGAGAUCAGUGUGAGGCAGAGUUUCCUCACUGACCCUGCUGUGGCUGUCAAAAACCUCAAGCGCCAGGAUGCCAGAAUCAUCGUGGGGCUUUUCUAUGAGACUGAAGCCAGAAAAGUCUUCUGCGAGGUUUUUAAAGAGAAGCUGUAUGGAAAGAAGUAUGUGUGGUUUCUGAUUGGCUGGUAUGCAGACAAUUGGUUCAAGAUUAAAGACCCGGCCAUCAACUGCACUGUGGAGAACAUGACAGAGGCUGUGGAAGGACAUGUCACCACGGAGAUCGUCAUGCUCAACCCAGAGACUGUUCGCGGGGCGUCCAACCUGACAUCUCAAGAGUUCCUGGCGCAGCUGAUGUCUCGGCUGGGGGGUAAGAACCCGGAGGAGACCGGGGGCUUCCAGGAGGCACCCCUGGCCUAUGAUGCAGUGUGGGCCCUGGCUUUGGCCCUCAAUAAGACUGUGGAGCCCCUGAAAGCAAAGGGGCGAAGGCUGGAAGACUUCAAUUACAACAACCGGGACAUUACUGCUGAGAUAUACAGGGCACUCAACACCAGCUCCUUCGAGGGAGUGUCUGGUCAUGUGGUGUUUGAUGCCCAGGGUUCGAGAAUGGCUUGGACUCUGAUAGAACAACUGCAAGGAGGCAGCUAUAAGAAGAUUGGAUACUAUGACAGCACUAAAGGAAAUCUCUCCUGGUACGGCAAUGACAAGUGGAUAGGACCUGGCCCUCCCGCAGAUCAGACCAUGGUGAUAGAGGAGUUCAGGUUCCUGUCUCAGAAGCUCUUUAUUUCUGUGUCAGUCUUCGCUGGGCUGGGAAUCCUAUUGGGGAUUGUGUGUCUCACCUUCAACAUCUACAACAGCAAUGUUAGGUACAUCCAAAACUCGCAGCCUUACCUGAACAACAUGACAGCAGUGGGUUGUAUGAUGGCGUUGGCCGCUGUGUUUCCUCUCGGGAUCGAUGGACACCAUGUUCACAGGUCCCAGUUCCCUGUGGUUUGUCAGUUUCGUCUGUGGUUGUUAGGUCUGGGCUUCAGCCUGGCUUAUGGCAGCAUGUUCACCAAGAUCUGGUGGGUUCACACUGUCUUCACCAAGAAGGAUGAAAAGAAAGAGAAGAGAAAGCAGCACCUGGAGCCCUGGAAACUCUAUGCCACUGUGGGGGUGUUACUGGCCAUAGACAUCCUGUCGCUAAUGAUCUGGCAAAUCGUGGACCCUUUACACAUCACAGUAGAGAAGUUCACAAAAGAGGCCCCGAAAGGAGACUUAGACGUUCUGAUUCAGCCACUCCUGGAGCACUGCAGCUCUGAGAAGAUGAACACAUGGCUGGGGGUGGUGUAUGGGUACAAGGGCUUGUUGCUGCUGCUUGGGAUAUUCCUAGCCUAUGAAACCAAGUCAGUCUCCACGGAGAAGAUCAACGACCACAGAGCUGUGGGAAUGGCCAUCUACAAUGUGGCGGUGCUGUGUAUGAUCACUGCACCCGUCACCAUGAUCCUCUCCUCCCAGCAGGACGCAUCCUUUGCUUUUGCCUCUCUGGCCAUCGUCUUCUCUGUCUACAUCACUCUGGUUGUGCUCUUCAUCCCAAAGAUGCGCAGGUUGAUCACUCGAGGGGAGUGGCAGUCAGAGCAGCAGGACACCAUGAAGACCGGCUCCUCCACCAACAACAAUGAUGAGGAGAAAUCACGCCAGCUGGAGCGAGAGAACAGGGAGCUUCAAAAGAUCAUACAGGAGAAAGAGGAGAGGGUGUCUGAACUGCGCACCCAACUGGCUGAAAGGCAAGCGCUGCGCUCCCGAAGACGUCCCUCCACCCAGAAUCAGAACCACAGCACCCCUCCACCUCCGACCUCCCAGAAUGACCCUAAAUCCCUCCUGCCUCCGCCAGGGUACCCCAUCCCUUCGUCUGACAACCAUUCCCUCCCUCCCUCCUUCUCCAACUCCUCCAACCUUUACCAGCCCGACAGCAAGAUCAGCCGCAAUCACUGCCACACCAGCCGGCUGCAGCUGCUCUACAAGUGAGCGGGGGGAGAGUGAGGGAGGCAGGGACGAAUGUAGGACAGGUUCAGUGCAGUGCAGGCAGUGGGAUAUAUUUGUUAAUAGGGGAGAAGUGUGCAACUAGAAAGAGUGGGAAAUUGUGUAAGAAAAAGGUUUAUCACAACAAAUGUUAAUGAAGUCUCUCUCUUUCUCUGUCUCAGUGAAUUAAAAUAUACCUUGGGCUGUUACUGUUUGUGCUUGAAGUUUAUUGUAAUUUCUCCAAAAGGUCAAUCAAUAUUAAAAAGAAAACUCAGAAAUAGUGUUUGAUGGGGUGUACCAGCCUUUUACCAGGGCUCCUUAGUGCCUUGGUUUGUUUAUAUUCAAACACUGUCUGUGUUUAGUCAAAUAAUUAUUGGCUUUUUACAGAGGAUCUCAAUUUCAUCUCAAGCAACAAAUAGAAUUUGUUUUCAAAGACUGGUAUUUACAAAAAAAGGUAUUCUUUUAUUUAUUUUUAUUUCUGUUGUCCUCAAAUUCACGUUCACCUGUUUCACAUUCUUCAUCUUUAAAUAUACACAGCACACUACUGACCAAUGGUUUGGAAGCAACACAUCCCACACUAGCGUGCACUGUUCACAGUUCACGUUUAGCCAAUGCUGUGGACUGAGUCAGUGCUUUCAGAGAUGGAAAAAGUCACAUUCUCAAAA